CGAUGUUCUCGAACGGACGCGAUAAAAACGGUGUGGCGCGAUUGUCAUUGUGGAACGUUUCGUCGGCCCCCGAAAACGUGUGCGUUUCCAAUCAAUUAUCACGGUCCCCGAGUACGUUAACAGCACAAUAAUAAGCGAGAUCAGUCCCUCUCGCACUCCGUGUCCGUCACUGUCUCGCUCCGUCGUACUAUCAGCCCUGCAGCAUCACGCGUUCUCGUCGCCGCGGAUCUCUCAGACCCGUUCGCACCGUCAUCGACUAUUAUUUCCGGUCAACACUCUCCACGAACGUGCCGAGUUCCGCGUCGCCGCUCGGUCUCCUCCUCGGCCGAACUUCACCGAACAUCGACAAUGCUGAUGGUUGCCAUCACGAACGCAGUAAGUGCGCGUUGUGACCGUCCGGUACCGUAGUAAAAAAAAACGACGGUUGUCCGGCCGUGGUCCCUUGGUAACUGGAUUGUGCGUUCUCAGACAUCAGCUCAGGCCUCGGUUGCGAGUUGUUUCAUCUCUCUACGGACCUGUUCGUGUUGUGUAGGUUCCACUAAGAUGGCAGUGUUGUCCGGUUAAUCUGUACGAAUUUCACUACUCAUAAACGUUGCAUCAAUUCUUUUAAAUAACGUAAAGAAAACAUACCGCGUAUAUACAAACGUUGGCCAGUAUGAGACGUUCGACGGGUAUCUUUCGAUUGAUUGUGUUACUCUUGCCGUUCGUGUUAUCUGCUAGUCCAAAUUGGAUGUAUUUAGGAAUAAUAGGGAUACCACCACCUCUUCAACAACAACAAGCAUCCCCAGGUGCAGAAAUUGAGGAUCCAGAAAUAGUUCAAGCCAGAGCUAUUUGUAGUGCAUUACCUGGUUUAGCAUCAAAACAAGUUGAUGUAUGUCUGAAACAUCCAAAUGCCAUAUAUUCUGUAUCAGAUGGAGCUAAAAAGGCUAUUGAACAGUGUCAAUUUCAGUUUCGUCAUGAACGAUGGAAUUGUUCAGUAAUGGAAAAUGAACAAAGCGUGUUUGGCCCUACAUUGGACAGAGGUAGUAAAGAGACAGCUUUUAUAUAUGCCAUUACUAGUGCCGGUGUUGUGUAUUCAAUUACACACGCAUGCAGUUCAGGUAAACUAACAGAAUGCAGUUGUGAUUCUAUGCAACAUGGUCAAACAACACCAGAAGGAUGGAAGUGGGGAGGUUGCAGUGAUAAUUUACGUUUUGGAUUACAAUUUUCACGAAAAUUUGUUGAUGGCUCUGAACCUAAUCGCCGCCCAGAUAACUUUAAAACUACAAAACAAAAAAGAAUUUGGGCUGAUCGUCUCAAAAUGAACUUGCACAACAAUGAAAUAGGAAGACAGAUAGUUAUUUCAUUAAUGAAAAUGCAUUGUCGUUGCCAUGGUGUGUCAGGGUCUUGCGAAUUAAAAACUUGUUGGAAAUUUAUGCCAUCGUUCAACGAGAUAGGUAAUGAAAUCAAACAGAAGUAUGGAAAAGCAGUUCUUAUAAACCAUAUUGCAAAUGAUUCCCCAAAAAAAAACCAUACAACAAUACAUAAGAAAAGAGAAACCAGAGCUCUGAAGAGACUGAAGCGGCGGUUGUUGAUUGAGUCAAAAGAAUUGGUGCAUAUACAAAAGUCACCCAACUACUGUAAACAAGAUUUUGAGAACGGUGUUCUAGGAACAGAAGGCCGCAAAUGCAAUAUUACAUCAACUGGACCGGAUUCUUGUAAUAAACUAUGUUGUGGUCGUGGUUUUAUCACUAGGGUUGUAAAGGAGGAAGAACAUUGCAAUUGCAAAUUUAUUUGGUGUUGUUAUGUCAAAUGUGAUACCUGCUACAAAAACAUUGAACAAAAUUCGUGUAAAUAAAUACACAGUACUAAAGGUGUAUGUGUAUUUCCAUGUACUGGAAAUGAAAUUAUUAACAAUUGCUUCAGAGGAAAAGUAGUUCAUUGUUAUUUUGUAUUAACGAUGGUACGCGUACAAUUAAUAGAGAGUUAAUUUUCAUAUACAUAUCAAUAAAAAAUAAAAAAUGUGCACUUGCGCUAUGGCGUUCAGGACAAUUUUCAUCA
Molecule: messenger RNA, 2040 nt
Organism: Sipha flava (yellow sugarcane aphid)
Lineage: Eukaryota; Metazoa; Arthropoda; Insecta; Hemiptera; Aphididae
Product: protein Wnt-16-like
Exons: 7
Coding region: 656-1837 (393 amino acids)
Biological process (GO): multicellular organism development; canonical Wnt signaling pathway; cell fate commitment
Cellular component (GO): extracellular region
Molecular function (GO): frizzled binding; cytokine activity
Source: RefSeq, a predicted model, not a curated record